Exophiala bonariae is the source of this 393-nucleotide messenger RNA. RefSeq lists its product as uncharacterized. The transcript is spliced from 2 exons. Lineage: Eukaryota; Fungi; Ascomycota; Eurotiomycetes; Chaetothyriales; Herpotrichiellaceae. The record is from RefSeq and is a predicted model, not a curated record. Bases 1 to 393 code for a protein of 130 amino acids.
AUGUCACCAAGCAAGCCUCUCUCAGAACGCUCCCCCAACAAACAAGCAACCUCGCCUUCAAAAACACUAUCACAAUCACAAUCUCACUCCCUCGAGAAAAAGCUCACCGACAUGAAAUCCCCACCCAGCAAUAACAUCCUAUCCAACGACCUAAAGCCCAUCCCACGAUUCGAAGUCACCACGAACACCAGUCUCGGCCACUCUCACGGCCCCAAUGGCAACAACAACACAUAUAUCAGUCCCAGCGACGCGAUCCGCAGCCCGACGACCAAGAAACUGAGCGAGAUCAAGGGCAAGAGAUUCCAGAACGCGAAGCCCCAGACUCUGUUCGCCAAGACGCUGGCGCUGCAGGGCUUGAAGGCACAGUCGGAGAAUCUGAAGCGCGAAUCUUGA